Cyprinodon tularosa is the source of this 1458-nucleotide messenger RNA. It is a transcript of the gene trim55b, whose product is annotated as tripartite motif containing 55b. NCBI's taxonomy places the organism in Eukaryota, Metazoa, Chordata, Actinopteri, Cyprinodontiformes, Cyprinodontidae. Bases 1 to 1110 code for a protein of 369 amino acids. The transcript has 8 exons. Gene Ontology annotation, molecular function: zinc ion binding. The record is from RefSeq and is a predicted model, not a curated record.
AUGGAGAACUUGGAAAAGCAGCUGAUUUGUCCCAUAUGCUUGGAAAUGUUUACAAAGCCCGUGGUGAUCCUACCCUGCCAGCACAACCUUUGUAGAAAGUGUGCCAAUGAUGUUUUUCAGGCUGCAAACCCCUAUCUUCCUACCAGAAGUAGCUCAUUGACGUCCGGUGGCCGUUUCCGAUGCCCGUCCUGCAGACACGAGGUGGUCCUGGACAGGCAUGGCGUCUACGGCCUGCAGAGGAACCUCCUGGUUGAGAAUAUCAUUGAUAUGUUCAAACAGGGGUCGAGUAGCAGCAGCAGGCCAACACCAGAGAAGAAGGAAGAAACGCCCAUGUGUGACGUUCACGGGGAGGAAAAGAUCAAAAUUUACUGUGUAACCCACGGCGUACCCACGUGUUCAAUGUGUAAGGUUUUCGGGGCCCACAAAGACUGCGAGGUGGCACCUCUCGGCAGCGUCUACCAGACAAAGAAGACCGAACUGAGUGACGGGAUCGCCAUGAUGGUUGGGAACCACGACAGGAUCCAAGGCAUCAUAAGUCAGCUAGAGGAAGCUUGUCGUGUCGUAGAGGAGAACGGUCAGAGGCAGAAGACCAAGGUGUGUGAAAAGUUUGAUCAGCUCUACUCCAUGCUGGAGGAGAAGAAGAAGGAGAUGAGUCAGAAGGUGACGGCAGAGCAGGAAGAGAAGGUGAAUUACAUACAGAGCCUGACAAAGAAGUACGGAGACCAUCUUGAGGAGAGCUGCAAGAUUGUGGAGAGAGGCUUUCAAACUAUGGAAGAGACAGAAAUGGCUCUUUUCCUACAGGUUGCAAAAGAUCUUAUAAAAAAGAUUGGAGAGGCAUCCAGUACAACACAUUUGGAUAAAGUUGAGAGCGGUUAUGAGAAAAUGGAUCACUACAAAGUUGACUUCAGAAGAGAACGCAAGGCUCUAAGCAGCAUCGACUUUAUCGGAGAUGAUGAUGACGAGGAUGAAGAGGAAGUAGCCGCAGAGGGGGGAGAGGGUGCACGGACUGUUUCUGGAGGGGCUGCAGGUUCAGCCACUUCUGCUCAGCCUAACGCCCCCGUGCAAAUUACCUCAUCCCUGAUCCCAGCAGGGAGCACUGCUUCAAGCUAACUCCCAUCUAUCCAAGCAGCAUCUUAACUAAGUGCUGAAAAGCUGCCUCUCAUCAGUGCUGAUUUCUGAUCAAUUCUGACUCUUUGUCAAAUCAAAACGGGAAAAGAAAGCGUGAGAAAUUUUCAAUCCAUGCGAGACGAAGUCUCUGAUUUGAAGAGAGGCAGGACUAGAGGAGGAGGAAGACAACAGUCAUACAAAUUAGUCUUAUUUAUUUUCAUCAUGUUAAUAUAUUUCAUUUUUCCUACUUUGACAGAUUUUUGAUAGUCAAUCUGUUGCUUUUUGCUUUAACUAAUGCUGCUGACCUUAAAUAAAUCACUGCUUAAUAAUGAGAAAGCAGCAGAAAAGGGA